AUGUCUAAAAACAAAGAUAAAAAAAAAACCAGUCCUAACGCACGCACCCCCGUAUCACAGUUUAAAAGUAGCAAACAACGUUCAAAAGGUUUUAAAAACAAGCUGGAUAACGAAGGUAUCGCAAAAUCAAAACAAUUAGUACAAAAAAUUAAAACAAAUAGAAGUUUCACCAAGUCUAGAAUACGUACAGCUAACGACAACGGGCAAAGACUCUGCGGCAACGGCAAACCGAUGCCGUCCCUAGCAGAUCUCGAGAAAAUGUUUGAUGAUUCUGAUGAUGAUGCUGAAGAAACGAAGGUAAACAACACAAAUUUAGCCUCUCCUGAAACGAAGAGUGACACAUGUUCAACCCCGAUCAUUACAGAAGCCAAACUCAAAUCACCAGAUACUAUCAAAAAAAUUGCUGACAAAAUGCUAGAUUUUAUUUCAAAUUUACCUGAUCCUGUGGUGCUUCUUAACGAAGGCCCUCCUCCACCUGUGAUUCCACAAAAGAAAAGAAAAAAAUCAGGUAUACCUUAUAUUGUGGGAAACACAGAACGACCUCGAGUGCCAAGUAAGCCAACAACAAACUUCUGCAAAGGUGAUGCGGAUUAUGGCAUUAAUUUAAAUGAUGUUGAUACUGAUGAAGAUGAGCAUCCUAAGCAGAGAGCAAAACGAACAAAAACUGCAAAGUAUUCAAAAUCUAUAUUUAAUGCUAAAAGUGACGAAAUAGCUGCAACGUUAAAGGAAUUUGAUGAUGCUAAUAGUCAUGGAAGUUCCGAUAGUAAUAAGACUGUUGCUUAUGAGUACUUCUCCCCAAUAACUUGUGGUAGGCCUCAAUCAUUUUCCCCACUACCUAGUACAUCAAAAGACAAUGAAACAAUCCAUAAAAAUGAUAUUCGUUUCAAUGAAAGUUUUGUUAAUCAAUCUCUAUCAGAGGAAACUGAUGAUCUUGAAAUAAUCAACCAACCAUCUGAAACUAUAAUAAUAGAUGAUUUCACAGAAUUAAGAAAACCAAGUACAGCUUUUACUUCGGAAUGUAUUAUGAUUAAUGAUAGUGCUCCUUCUGAAAUCAUUAAUAAUGAUAAUGUAGCAAGUAAUUUGUCGCAUAUUGACUGUACAGAUGAUAGCAUAGAAAUUAUUGAAAAUAACCCUUCCAACAUAGAUGAUUCUGUUAUUCCAGUAGAUGACUAUUACUGUUCUUUAGACUUAAGCCAACCUAAUAACAGUGAUAUCAUAGAAGUUAUAGAUGUAGAUGAUGUGAUUGCAGAAAAUAAAGCUGUGAUUGAGAAGUAUUGUAAAUCAAAUUAUAAAAAUCAUGUUACUUUAGUAGACACAAUUCAAUCGAAUAAUAUUGAAACUCCAGUGAGAUGUGUCAACAUUGACGAUAGUACAGUUGAACCUGUCAUUGAAGUAACUGAGCAAGAGAUUUUAAGUCCAAGAAUGAAUGAAUCACUUGCAAGAUUAAUAACAGCAGCAAGACAAAAUAUAUUACCUAACUGUAAUGUUCUUAGCACAGUUACUGUGGCUACAAAUCUAAAUGAAGCUAAUAGUGAUAGUGUAUUUAGGAACAUCUUAAAUUCUAAUGACGCAGCUUCUGCUAUGUUGCAAUGCAGUAAACAAAAUUGUCAAUCUCAUGAUCAUCAGAAAGAAAUGUGUAUCCUUUCAUUUUUUAAGUCCAUGAAUGACAUUGCAAAGAAAUAUCAAAAUAAUAUGAACAAUAUUCAACAAGUAGUGUCAUCUCCCACACCAUCACAAAUGGAAACUAAUACUAAUCCAGCCCCAACGUCAAAGGGACUCGGAGAUUGUCCUAUUUGCAUGGAGAGUCUUUUAAAUGUUGCAGUAGCAUCAACAAGGUGUGGUCAUGUUUUUUGUAUGAGCUGCAUAAGUGCAGCACUUACAGUAAGUGGCAAAAGAUGUCCUACCUGUAGAAAACCAUUGAGAGGAAAAGGAUUUCAUCAAAUUUUUCUGUGA
Chilo suppressalis (striped riceborer) is the source of this 1953-nucleotide messenger RNA. Lineage: Eukaryota; Metazoa; Arthropoda; Insecta; Lepidoptera; Crambidae. The record is from the annotation of a GenBank genome assembly.